CAGCAGCCAUGUGGUGCUGGACAGGCACGGUGCUGCUCCCGACCCCAGCGUCCCCUCCUGUCCCACCCAGGUGGCCUGGCCGGAGGGAUUGAGAUCUGCAUCACAUUCCCCACUGAAUAUGUGAAGACCCAACUGCAGCUGGAUGAGAAGGCAAACCCUCCUCGCUACAAGGGCAUCGGGGACUGUGUGAAGCAGACUGUCCGAGACCAUGGCAUCCGGGGGCUGUACCGGGGACUCAGCUCGCUGGUGUACGGCUCCAUCCCCAAGGCUGCUGUCAGGUGAGUGUCCCCUGUGGCGUGAGGUGAGCAGGGGGGGACCCUGGGUGGCAGCAAACAGAGGGGUGGGUUUGGCGUCAACAUCGCCGAGGCUGUGGGGGUGGUCUGCCCCAUGGAGCCCAUAAAGGUAAAGUUUAUUCACGACCAGUGCUCCCCCAAGCCCAAAUACCGCGGCUUCUUCCAUGGUGUCCGGGAGAUCGUUCGGGAACAGGGACUGAAGGGGACCUACCAGGGCUUAACUGCAACCGUUCUCAAGCAAGGAUCAAACCAGGCCAUCCGCUUCUUCGUCAUGACCUCCCUCAAGAACUGGUACAAAGGUGACAAUCCCAACAAGGUCAUCAACCCCUUCGUCACAGGGGUGUUUGGAGCCCUCGCUGGAGCUGCAAGUGUCUUUGGCAACACGCCCUUGGACGUGGUGAAGACCAGGAUGCAG
Molecule: messenger RNA, 708 nt
Organism: Antrostomus carolinensis (chuck-will's-widow)
Lineage: Eukaryota; Metazoa; Chordata; Aves; Caprimulgiformes; Caprimulgidae
Gene: SLC25A1
Product: solute carrier family 25 member 1
Exons: 6
Biological process (GO): mitochondrial citrate transmembrane transport
Cellular component (GO): mitochondrion
Molecular function (GO): citrate secondary active transmembrane transporter activity
Source: RefSeq, a predicted model, not a curated record